AAGAGGCAACUAGCAGGUGACCUUUGACCUGAUGAAUGAGCAAGAGCAGGUGAUGCUGUCUAGUGUAGUGGUGUCUCCUGGGCAACUGCAGGGAGCAUCGGUCAUCGUUCAGAAUGCAGCAGCAGCAGUUACGGUGCAAGCAGACACAGAGCUGCAGAUGGCAGGGAACUCAUCUCUCCACGCCAGUCUGCAGACAGGCUCGGGUGUCAUCAGCCAACAGUGUGCCAUAUGUGGUGACCGUGCAACUGGCAAGCAUUAUGGUGCAGCCUCUUGUGAUGGUUGCAAGGGCUUCUUCAGGCGCUCAGUCCGCAAGAACCAUUUAUACACAUGCAGGUGAGCAGAAACAAAUAUAUUGUUGUUUGUUUGCUGUAUUGUAGAUAAGGACAAAAGAAAUCAAUGCCGUUACUGUAGAUUACGUAAAUGCUUCAAGGCUGGCCUGUUACUUUCAGCGGUACAAAAUGAGCGAGAUCGUAUCAGUUCUCGGAGGCCAAGUUACGAGGAACAAGCAUCAGGAAAUGGUCUAUCAUGUGCAUCCUUGCUAAAUGCAGAGAUGCUUUCACGUCAGGUUGGUGCAGCACUUGAGAUGAAUUCUCCAGAUAGUGAAUACAAUUUAUCAAACAAACAGAUUGCCAACAUCAACGAUGUAUGUGACUCAAUGAAACAGCAGUUAUUGAUUCUUGUAGAGUGGGCCAAAUACAUCCCAGCUUUCACAGAACUACCACUGGAUGAUCAGGUGGCCUUGUUACGAGCACAUGCAGGAGAACACCUCCUGCUUGGAUUGGCACGUCGCUCCAUGCACCUCAAAGAUGUCCUGCUGCUAGGGAACAACUGUAUCAUUGGCCGACACAGUCCAGAUUCUGGGUUGUCACCAGACUUAGACAUCAGUCGUGUUGGGACCCGUGUCAUGGACGAGCUAGUCAAACCAAUGACAGAAGUGCAGAUAGAUGACACAGAAUUUGCCUGCCUCAAGGCCAUUGUCUUCUUCGACCCAAAUGCAAAAGGUUUGAGUGAUUCAAACAGAAUUAAGGGUCUGCGUUAUCAGAUCCAGAUAAAUUUAGAAGAUUAUAUCAGUGACCGACAAUAUGACUCAAGAGGCCGAUUUGGAGAAAUCCUCCUCACACUGCCUGCCCUGCAAUCCAUCACAUGGCAGAUGAUUGAACAGAUCCAGUUUGCCAAGUUGUUUGGUGUGGCACGCAUUGAUAGUCUGCUACAAGAAAUGCUGUUGGGUGGUGCCACCGCAGAUGGCACCAUUCAACAGAACAACACCUCAAAUACUACAGGCAGUUAUCAAGGUAGUUCUGGAGGGUCACCAGGGAGCCCAUCGGGUUCAACACAGUGCAACAGUCCACCACAACAUAUGCAGCUCACCAAUGGGCACCUAGGUAGCCCACAGAUGAGCAAUGGAACUACACCUGGCCAACCACCCGUGGGACCACCUACACUUCAUAUAUAUGAGGUAGAAUUGUUAACUGCCCCACUCGACCACACGAAUAGGCAGAACAACUAUGAGUUUGCGUCUCCGAGUAUCAUGAAUAUUUCACAGGAAAAAGCCUGGUAAGGUUAAAUAAAUAUCAGAUAAAAUGAGAAAAAGAAAGCUUACUCUGGUGCCCAUUGGAAGGAUAAUACCAGAUACACUGCAGAUGUUGUUAAUACGCAGAGAAUAACUGAAUGUAUCUGUCAUUCUCCUCCCAUUACUUUUUGCAAAGACCCUUGGUAGAGUUGGUGCUCUUUUUCUUGCUUUAUUUAAUAUUCCAGUAAUUGCAUAAUAAUUCCUACCUGUAAGUUGCAUCUUUAAAGCAUGAAACUUAGUAAAAAAACAUGAAUAAGCUUGCCACCUUACUAGAACUGGUUUCAUUCUGAAGCUGUAGUUUCCCACAAUAAACAUUUAAAAGCAGUAUAUAAAAUAAUCUAAUAAAUAUCAAGUGACACUCAAAAUCACUUCUGGUCUUCACGUAAAGCUGGCCCUUAUGAUCCAAAAUUACCACUUUCUGUUGCACUUUUAUUUAUGAUUUCUAACACUGAAUUGUGAGUAGACAGAAAUGUUUAAAAACACAAUUUUCCAAAUGUAAGGUAUCACGUAAAUUGAUAAUCCAUACUUACCUUUGUGAAGCAAUAUUAUUUUCUUAAAUAAAGUUUGGUAAGAGAUGUCAAUACUUCCUAAAAUCUAGCCUGGGUGGAGUUUCCUCAUGUGUGUAUGGUCAGACAGUAACCAUGGGCUUUUCUUUGUACAAAAUCAAAUAUACAUUAACAAACUUCUUAAGAUUCAGACUGUUCACACAUCCCUACUAAUAUAAUUUAAGUUCUUGUAAAAAUUAAAACAGUGAACAUUUGCAUCUGUAUAAAUCACAUGGCAACUUAGAAACUCCUGCCAGUCUUAUAGAGGCAGCAAGCUUAAUUACAUAUUAUGUGUUAUUCACUGGUAUUAUACAAUUACACUUUUACUUUCAGGUAUGAAUUUAUAUGCAACACAGUAGAAUCAUGAGUAAAUUAAGAUCUCAUACCAGUCAUUUCUAAAAUACAUUUGUAGUUUAUAACUUAUUGCUCUGUAAUUUUCAAUGUUGGAGAUGAGUGGAAAAUUAAUGAUAGAUUAGAUCAAAUGCCAUUUCAAUGCAAGAGAUAAACCAUGUCUAUACACUGGUGUGCAAAGCAAAUAUACACAAAGAUUAUUAAUGCAGUUUUUCUGAGGGAAGCUUAUGAGAAGUAUCAUCACUUCAUCUGUUUAUUACAAAUUUAUCUGCAGUGCAUGAGACGGUGUAAUAGUGGUGGUGAUGGUAUUGUGGCACUUACAGUUAUGACCAGUGUUUCUCAACCUGUGGUCCAUGACUUAACUUCUGCAGUCUGCGAAUUCUUCUUACUGUUACAAUAUAUAUGUAUACAUACCUAUAUUACGUAAGAUAAUUAUGACCACUUUCUUCUCAGUAUAUGCUGCCCUGAUAAUAUGAGAGAUUUGUGAGAAAUUAUUUCAUGUCAUAUUGCACAAUUUCAAUUAUAAAUGUUCAAUGUGGGAGAUUAAUAUGGCCAUUUCAUUUUAAUAACAUAUAAAGAUCUUUUUAACUAAUUUCUAAGAUAAUUCCAAUUUAUGUAGGAUGUAAACAUGUUUACAUGUGCUAGUAAUAACCAGAUUUUGAAUUUAUUAUUUAUACUGUACAAUGUGAUACAGAUUAUUAGUCCUUGGUAAACCUACGGCUGUUUCACUGGUCUUUGAAUAAGAAAAGGCUGAGAACCACUGGUUAUGAUGACAUGGUGGAUCUUAACAUUAAAAAUGUAUGAACAGGAGAACAUACCAUUUUGAUAUACAGGAUGGAAUGUAAAACAAAACGCUAAAGAGUGGAUAACAAGAAAAAUUGGUUAAGUAAAUCCACAUAAUAAUCUGAGAAAGGGAAGGACACUUACUGACAUUCUGGUGGUUAUGGCUUUUCAAAUCAUAGAUCAAUCUUAGCAUAUUCAGCAAUAGUUUCCUUUCCAUUCUUUCCUAUAUACAUUCAAAACACUUGAUAUAAAAUUUUAAAAUCAACACAGAUUAGAUUGUUUUGAAAUGGAAAAUAUAAUUAGGCAGGUAAGAGUAAGCAAGGCAAAAACUACUGGCUGGAUAACCAAGAUUUGAUCGUCAGUCAGUCAAUCAAUCAAUCAUUUAUUAGUUCAGAUCUGCAUAUUGAGGCUGUGUUAACUUAACCCUGAAUUUUUGCAGUCCACAGCUAUAAUAUAACAAUAACUAAGAGUCCCAUUCUCUAACUAUAUAUAUUCAGUCUUACUGUUAUAGUUCUAUUCCCUCCUUCAAUUCCAAUUACAAAUUCCUAUAUUUGUUCCCUAAUUUAUAUAUAAUCAUAUCAAAGUAUUUCAUAAUUCUACAACAUUAGUACAGUUUAUUUCUUGUAUGCUAAUUCUUCACUGACAGUAAGCCAUUUUCUACACAAAAGCUGUUCCCUCCAUAUCAUUGUUUCCAAACAUUUUAAUAGUAUAUGUACAGCAUCUUCAUCCUUACUACAAAGGGGACAUCUUCCUUCAACUCCACUCUUCAUCCCUUUCAGUUUCCAAACACCAUUCUUAAGCCAUGGUACCCCACCUCCCACCUUCCUUUAACAAUACAGACUGUAUUUUUCCCUAGCACAUUCCAGUUUCAUCAAACAAUAGUGUAUUAGUGACCUCCUUUCUCUCAUAUAUGCAAACUGAUUAUGCUGCACUAUUAUCACUGCAUCUUUCUUUAAUUACUUUGCAUAUUCCACCCACACUCUUUUCCUUUGGGUCUAGGCAAAUACAUCCCAGCCCUAUUUUACUUAAUUCUUCCCUCACUCUCUAUUCCCAGCUUCCAAAUUUUAAAUUAUGUGCCAUUCAUAACACACCCAUACUAAUUUGUCCUUGUUCAUCUGUAAUAUUUUUAAUCAAUAUUUCACAAUCAUACACAAUACUUUAUGCCUCCUACUGUCUCUUCCCAACUCGACUUCAGUGACCCCAUUCACCGUGUAUCUAAGUAUCCCAAGGAUUUUUUUACAAAAUCUCAUGUGAAUUGUAACAAUCAUCUAUUACCCCUCUUCUAAUCCCUAUUUCUCUGAUCCAUAUAUUACUCUUGACUCACACACACUAUCAUACACAUAUUCUAAACGCUUCAUUUUUAUAUCAGGUGUUAUUAAUAAACACUUGUCAAUUGCUAUUAAGGACUGAUUUCCUUUUACCAUUUGCUUAAAUUUAUGCUUAUUCCAACCUCCUGUGCUAAGUAAUUUCAUUCAACUUCUAUUGAUUGGUAAUACAUAAACCAUCUCUCACACUUCUUGAACUUACCCCCUUCUUACAAACUAACAUUUCGAUCUCCUUCAAAUUACAGUCUCUGCAGUAUUUCACCAUUUGCUCGAUCCCUUUCUGUAACCCAUUAUCCAUAAAUUAACCAAUUCUGAUAUAGUCCACAAACAGCAAUCCUGGGAUUGACAUCCUUUCUGUUACUGAAGCAUGUAUGUUACCUCCAUUAAUAUAAUCACUAACAUUGUUGAUAACAAUAUUAAACAGAUUGAAACUCAGAAUACAACCAUAUUCUUUGUCUAACAAAAUAUGUCACUUUAUCACCUCCACACUUAACACAAAAUUAGAUAUUGUUGUUCAUAUUCUUAAUACUCUCACUCUCUCUCUUUUUGCUGAACAUUCCAAUACAAAUCCAAUGUUGCCGCAUUUCCCAUCUCUUGUUGAGUAAUUUUCUGUCAUCCCUCGAGCCUGUUGCCCACAGCCCUGCUUCCUUAUUCUAUCUGAAUGUUCUUUAACAAGUAAUCCAUAUAUAAGCCCACCAAUUCACUACCAGCUUGUCCUUCUUCAGAAAAGCUGUGCCCUAAUCUCUUAGCAUUCUUUAAAAAUGGGAUCACCCCCUAAUUUUCUUUGUUUCUAAUGAAGUCUUCAUCAAGCCUUCUAAAACUUUUGGUAUUCCUAAACACCUCCACUUUUGUUGCAAAUGUAGUCAGUUUCACUCGUAUUGGUUACUCUCCUCUUCUUCUCCCCAGCCUAAUCACAUAGUCAGUACUUCUAUUCUGUGCCUCAAGAUACACUGUCCCACUCAAAAACACUGUCACAACUCUUAAUGUGUCAAAGUAACCCUUGUCUCUUCUCUCCUCCAAUCUAUGUCCUCCUUCCAGCUCUCUGUCUUUUCUUCUUCUUUUUUUGUAAUCACUGAUCACUUCAAUUACUAACUCACUCAGUUUCUCAAAAUUCAUGUCACUAAUUUCACUGUUGUGGGUUUCUAAUAAUCUUUUAAUCACUUUGAACUCCUUCACCUGAUUUUUCACACACAUUAGGAUCUAGAUCAACUUGUCUUGUUCCCCUGGCAGACCUGGAUUUAGCUCAACUCCUCCAAUCAACAGCAGCAUUAUUAAAAUAACUCCCAAAAUCAAAUCUGCCUUCUAGUUGUCUCCUCCUUACAACUUCCCAUCAUAAUAUUCCUUCUAUACUUCACAUCAAAAAUGCCAGUUUUGGCACAGAAUGACUCAACUUCCACCCCAUACUUGCACUGUGAAAACACAUUUGUACUGCACCACAGCUAGAAAUCAACCAAGAUUUGAUUCAUGACAGAUACAAAUACAUUUCUCUUUGUCAACACAUUCGGCCUAUAUUCAAUUGAUACCAGAGGCUCUUUCCUGAGGGUAGGGCUAACCAUUCACCUUCAUCCAAUGCUAAGGUUAAUGAGUGGAACUUAACCUCCAUGCCUCUUUUAUGUCUUCAUAGCAGGGUGUUUAGGCAAAGACAAUUUUAUUUCCUCUUUUAAUAUUUAUAGAACAAAACAGUAAAUAAGAACAUGUGACAAAAUAAUGAAAUCUUAUUCAUAAUGAAGCUGCCAAAUGAUCUUUGUUCUGCUGUUUGAUAGUAAAGUUUAUUUCAGUAUUGCAACCAUCUUUUUAAUAAUAACAUUUAAGUACUCAAUGAUCAGUGUGGUAAUGCACAGUAUUUUUCAAUGGUUAAGAUCCAUCAACACUUGUGCUAAAAUCUCUUGAACUAAACAAUAUAGCAAAGUAGAGCUUUAUAUUGUGAUAAUAUCAAAAUGUUAUUUAACAUUUCUCAUUUUACAUAUUUUAAUCUUCAUGUAUGGGACAGAAAAUUUAGGAAUUUUUUAAAACUUCCAGCAUUUUCCUGGAAAAACAACUUUUGUUGCUCUUAAAUCUAUUGUUUCUGCAAUGAAAGAAACCAGAGUCUGAUAUUCUAUCAUCAGUGAUUUUCCUUCUUUCACCUUACAUAAUUUACAUAUAACUUACAUAUAUGCCACUUAAAAAGCUGAAAGUGUACAUUGUACUGUAUAUGAGAAUUAAGUAUCUGUGAAAUAUGCAGCCCAUGAAGUCAUGUGAUACAUUAUUAGCACACCAAAAUUUGGCACGCUGUUUCUAAUUUGAUGCAAACUUUACUGUUAAUAUUUUAUAACAAUGGAACUAUUAUAAAAUUCAAUUCAGUUCUUUAUUAUUAGUGUGCUGCAUCAAAAUCCUGAAGGCAAAUUACAGAUAGAGCACAAGAAAAGAGCACAAUAAUACAUAUAGCAAAAUAACAACAAAAAGAUUUUCAAGAAAUUAUGUGAGUGUAGAUAAAGUUAAUACACAAAAGAAAAUUGCUACUAAAUAUAUCAAUAUCUUUAUAAUAAUAAUUUAAUUUAAUUAAGUUGAUUAGGUUAAAAGGGGAAGAAAAUAUGCAAAAUAAAUAUAAACAAACAUGAUACUAACUCAGGGAAUUUAUAUAAUUAGGGCAAUAACACAUUAUGUAGUCAGUGCUAUGUGGACAAGGUGAGAAAGGGGGAAAGAUGUAUGUAAAUUUACAAUGAAUGUAAUUAACAUCUAAUUAUGUACAGUACCACAGUUAUUAUAAAAUAUGAUUAAGGAAAAAAAUAAUAAUAACACAACAAAUAAAUGAAUAACAAUAAUAAUAAAAUGAACAGUGGAGUAACAGAAAGCAACAAAGAUGUGUGACAAAUAUUUUUGUACUAGAGAUUAAUGUUCGGUACUCAGGAAUAGGGGGUUACAUAAGCAAGUCAUCUGCCUACUGGGUUGCCUAUGUCACAAGCAUUUACUUAACUCUCACAUACAAUGCUUAUAAUUAAUUUACCUUAUGCAUCUCACUGCAUUUAUUUCUUAAGUAUGACCUGUUUGCAUUUAUUUCUGGUAGGUAACCAGACUCACCAGGCUUUUUACCUAUGAAUUUCAGAUACCUAUAUGUAUUAUGUAAAAUAACCUUAACAAUGAUCAGCACAACAACACUGGUCCAGAGGCCGGCAGAGGCAAUAUAUUUACUUAAUAUAAGACUGCAUAAGUUAACUCACUUGAACUAGGGUAGCUUUUGCUGAUGUUCAAGCAACUGAUAUGCUCACAUUGCAUUCCAGAAAUAUGCUCAGUAUCUCAUCAAACUGGAAGCUGUAUUGAUACUGCAAUUUGUAUGUUCAACAAGUUCAGACUAUUUAUGGGAAGCCAUUUGUUACAACUAAACUUAAUCCUAUGCUGCACCCAAUACAGCAAACUGUACUAAAAACCAAAUGCCCUGCCAUUUUUUAUAUACUGAAGGUCAUAAAUAAAGGGCAUUUAAAUUAAUUGAUGGACACUCAUUUACAACUUGGCUUAACCCUUUGCAGCAUCUAACACACCAGAUCACAGUGCAACUACUGCAGGAACCAGAUUCCUUGCAAGUUAUUGGCAUGAGGUGAAGAACAAGGUGAUAAGCACUGCACACACACCUCCACACUUUUCUGUUUUAAAACAUUGCUUUGUUUCAAAAAUUGCAGUUCACCAGUGAAAAUGUAAUCUAAAUGUUAACUGUAUGUUGCAGACAUUCCUAGUACAAUAUAUUAAUUUUUCACUUUUGUAAAUAAAUAGAAAUAUUUAUAAAAGGAAAAACUAUCCAGUCACAUUCCUGUCAUAAUACUUCCAUGAUAAGUAUGUUUACUACCAAAUAUUUACCCAUAGUUUUUCCCAUCCCCACCCAAAAUUCUCUUUAUGGUGUACAGUAAUUUGGUUCCUACAGUAAAUGCAUGAUCUGGUAUGACACCUUAUUUAUUCACAUUAUGAUAAGUUUUUAAGUUUGAAGUUGAAUUUGAGCUU
Molecule: messenger RNA, 8543 nt
Organism: Zootermopsis nevadensis
Lineage: Eukaryota; Metazoa; Arthropoda; Insecta; Blattodea; Termopsidae
Source: RefSeq, a predicted model, not a curated record